Messenger RNA from Ichthyophthirius multifiliis, 3848 nucleotides. RefSeq lists its product as hypothetical. The transcript is spliced from 4 exons. NCBI's taxonomy places the organism in Eukaryota, Ciliophora, Oligohymenophorea, Hymenostomatida. Gene Ontology annotation, cellular component: P-body; CCR4-NOT core complex. Gene Ontology annotation, biological process: nuclear-transcribed mRNA catabolic process, deadenylation-dependent decay. The record is from RefSeq and is a predicted model, not a curated record. Gene Ontology annotation, molecular function: molecular adaptor activity. The annotation marks the transcript as partial.
UGGACAGAAAAUACUUUUUAUUAGAAACAAUUGGAAGUUUAUAAUAAUUUUUUAUUAUCCUAUAAAUAAUAAACAAGAUGAAAAAUUUUGAAAUGCCAUCGUAAAUAUUUACUUAAAAAUGGGAAAAUUCAAAAAGCCAGCUUGUUUUUUUUAAUAAUUUGCUUUAGUUUCCUUCUCCUUAAUUAUUUCGUUGGGAUGAAAUUCAAAAAUAAUAAAUAAAUUUGGAUUUUAAUCCAAAUUACAAGUAUAAUACUUUAAAUCCUCCAAUACUUUAAUUAUGGGCUUGUGUAGAAAUUCUUUAAUAAUUGUUAAUUUUGAGUGAAGAUUAUUAUGAAGAAGUAAAAUAAAUAUUUGAAUUGCCAUUAAAGAAAGCCAUAGAUAUAUUAACAAUAGGCUUAUCUUUAAUAAGAGGAGUAAAAAAGGAAAAUGUAUUCUUUAACGAAUUACUAAGUUAAUUAUUCUAAAAUUAUCUUUCAAAUCAUUCUAGCUCAGUGUAAAUAUUAGAAACCAUAUGGAAAAAUAAUGAGGAGUUACUUAUAAAUGCCAUGUGUGAACUUUAUAAAAAUGAUAAUAAAAAAGAAAAUACUUGUUUAAAUAUAUCCCGUAUUUUGGAUAUUUCUUAAUACAUAAAGGAUUCGCUUAUUUCACUUACAAAUUGUAAAGAUUAUUUCUUCGCUGUUUCUUUAGGCAUCCUUGCUGGAAAAAGAGAAUUCCUUCAUUUCGACUAGUGGAUUAAUGAACGAAUUAAAACUGUUGGAGAUCCUUUUAUUGAAGCAAUAUUGACUUAUAUUGAGGAUAAUCUUAUUAAUUAAAUAAAAGAAAUUAAUGCUAAAUAUUAGUUCGGAAAUGUAAAUUAUGAGCUUUAUGAAAAUGCACUUGAAAAAGCUUAAAUUACUCCAGAAAUUCUUACUAUUAUUUUCGAAAGUUUACUUACAGAAUCUCCUGAUAAAUUAUCAGAAAAAAACUGCAUGAAAUUGCAAGAAUAAUAUUAGUUUAUUAUUGAAUGCUUCCCUUAACUAAAUGGAAGAAGUGAUCCUCAAGUAUAAUAAAUAGAAAAAAAAGCUAAUUUUUAUUUCCAAAAACUUUACUCUAAAGAAAUAACAAUUGAUGAGUUUAUCGAAAAUCUUAAAAUUUUAAAUUCAUCCCCAUCUAAAGAAGAUAAUGAAGUAUUUGCUUGUAUGAUCACAGGGCUUCUCGAAGAAUGCAAAUUUCAUGACUAAUACCCUUUUAAUGAACUCCUUUUUACAGGCUAGUUAUUUGGAGCUAUUAUUAAUGCAGAUUUAAUAAAUAAUAAACCUUUAAGUAUUGUAUUGGAUAUAAUUGUAGAGUAUUGCAAGAAAAAUAAUAAAAAAAAUGAAUUUAGUGUUAAAGCUGUUGAAGGAAUGAAAGAUAAGCUCUUUGAUUACCCUAAAUUUAUUGUUUAGUUAUUUGAUUCAUUAUUAGUUUAAAAAAAUCCGGAUUUAUUAAUGAAAAUAAUAGAAGUAAAUUAAAAAAAAAAAAAAAAAAAAAAAAAAAAAAGUAAUUAAUAAUAAUAAUAAUAAUAAUAAUAAUAAAAAUAAUAAUAAUAACAUUAACAAUAACAAUAGUAAUAAUAAUAACAAUCACAAUAAUAAUAACAAAUACAAUUAUAAUAACAAUAGCAAUAAAGUUAACAAUAAUAAUAGCAAUAACUAUAAUAAUAAUAACAAUUACAAUAAUAAUAAUAACAAUAGCUAUAAUAAUAAUAACAACAAUCAUAAACACAAUAAUAAUAACAACAACAAUAGCAAUCACAUUAACAAUAACAAUAAUAAUUAUUACUUUAGUAGUAAUAAUUCUAUUAAAAUCAAAUGAUUCAGUAAAAUUCUCAAAAUUUAAAUCUUUAAUUUGGAGAUAUUUCCUAAUUAUAAAUAAAAUAAUAAGAUUCUAAUCCACUUUCAGCUACAAAGUUAUAUUCAGGAGAAGAUAAAUUACAAUAGAUUCCUGCUGAAGAAUAAGCGAAAAUGAAACUUACUUUUAUCAUGAAUUCAAUGACUGAAUAGACUAUUGAAAAAUAUCUUUAAGAAAUAAAAUAAUAUUUAGAAAAUGAAAACAACAUGAAAUGGUUUGCAAAUCAUUUAGUUUUAAGAAGAGCACCUAUUGAAGCUGAAAACUAAAGUAAUUAUAUUAACCUUAUUGAAAAGAUUAGUAAAAGGACAUUAAUGAAACUCAUUAUUAAGGAUUCUUUAAUCUUGCUCUAAAAGAUGUUAAAUACAAAUGUCUAGGCUAAUUAAAAUGAACGAAAUAUCAUAAAAAAUUUAGGAUCUUGGAUUGGGUAACUCACAAUAAAAAGAAAUAAACCUAUUUUUGCCAAAUAUUUGAACUUGAAAGCUAUUUUGAGCUAAAGCUAUCCUGAUAAAAUAGAAAUUGUGCUUAUAUUAAUAAGGAAGUUAUUAAUUUAUAGUAAAGAGUCAAAAAUAUUCUAAUAUUAAAAUAACGUUUGGAUAAGAAGAAUUUUCAGUUUAUUGGAAGAAAUAAAGAACUUGAAAAAAAUAAAAUUGUAGUGUAAAAUAGAACUUUAAACAUUUUUCAAAGACCUUCAAAUUGAAUCAUAAUAACAUUUAGAACCUUGUACAUUUAUGCUAUAUAAUUUAGAAAGUAAUAAUAAUAGAUAAAUAUUGCAAAAUAAUAAUGAUGAUAUUUCUUUAUAAAUCAAUAAUAAUACUAAUAUUUAUUAAUAAUAAUAAAAUUUUUCAAUAGAUAUUAAAUAAUUAAUUUAAGCUUCUUUAGAAAAAUCUAUAUAAGAAAUAUUAAAUCCUGUUAUUUAAAGAAGUGUUGUGAUAGCCCUUAUUGCUACAAAAGAAAUUAAACUAAAAGAUUUUUGUAUUGAAAGUGACGAAAACGUGUUCAUUAAAGGAAUAUGUACAAUGGUCUAAAAACUUGCAAGUUAAUUGGCUUUAGUUACCUGUAGAGAACCACUUAAAUAGCUUUUUUAAAAUGUACUUAAAGGAUUUCUUGAUUAAUAAUUUGGAAACUCUAUGAAUGAUGAUGAAAAAGAAAAGAUAAUUAAUUAAGCCGUUCUUGAUAAUAUCGAUAAUGGAUAAAAUUAAAUUAAAAAUGCUGUACUUAAAAAAGCACUUGAAGAUGUUGAGUAAGAUUCUUAAAUUCAAGCCGCACUUGAAAAAAGAAAACUUGCAAAAAUUAAAGGUGAAAAUUUUGUAGAUGAAACUUAUUAUAAAUUUAUUAAAAAUAUUCCUAAAAAAUUAUGGCCUUAAACAAGUAAAUAUAUUUAAUUUUUUUUUUUAUUUUAGACUUUUUAAUUAAAAAAAAAAGGUUAAAACUUUAAUUUUAAUUUAAAUUCUGAUAAUAAAAAUUAAGAAUUUCUUUAAGUUAUUAUUGAAACAUUUAAAAAAUGUAACUUUUUAUAAAAUAUUAUAAAUAUAUUUAAUAUAUAUAAAGUCCUUAAAAAUGAAUAGAAUCUUAGCUUUAAAAAUUAACUUAUUAAUAUCCAAUAAUUUUUGCUUAAAUACUUGCCUUAAUACGAUUUAUAUUAUUAAUUAGCUGAAUAAAUAUAUAUAAAUAUGUUUUUAUGUGAUAACGUAGAAAAAAUAGAAUUUUUUGGGGAAGUAUUUGAAAUAUUGAAUACGAUUUCAUAGAAAAAGAAUAUAAGCUUAGGUUAAGAAAUAAAAGAAAUUAUUUUUAACAAAGCGCCUUUAGAAUUAUUAAUCAAUACAACAUUAUAUUAUAUUUUAAAUGUUUUAUUAACAAAAUAAUGCUUAACAAUUUAAGAUUAUUAAGAUGUACAAAAUAUUAAUUUAGUUUUUUAUUUUUAUAAUAAAUUAAAAAAAAUAGAUUUCAAUUUAAUUAAUAUAAAGAAAUUAAAAAAAUGA